AUGGAGAACGGCUCUUCCUCGGAAGGAAAGGACCCAUCCGCCUUCCUGAGUGAGAUCAUCGGCGCCCCAGUCAUUGUGAAGCUAAACUCCGGCGUCGUCUACAAGGGCGAACUGCAGUCGGUUGACGGUUAUAUGAACAUCGCUCUCGAAAAGACCGAAGAGUUCGUGAACGGGAAGCUUCGUCGCAAUUACGGCGAUGCCUUUGUGCGGGGAAACAAUGUGCUCUACAUUUCCGCAAGCUGA
This is a messenger RNA of Penicillium waksmanii, 243 nucleotides long. RefSeq names its product U4/U6-U5 snRNP complex subunit LSM6. Gene Ontology annotation, cellular component: U4/U6 x U5 tri-snRNP complex; sno(s)RNA-containing ribonucleoprotein complex; P-body. The record is from RefSeq and is a predicted model, not a curated record. The coding region runs from base 1 to 243 and encodes 80 amino acids. Lineage: Eukaryota; Fungi; Ascomycota; Eurotiomycetes; Eurotiales; Aspergillaceae. Gene Ontology annotation, molecular function: RNA binding. Gene Ontology annotation, biological process: mRNA splicing, via spliceosome; maturation of SSU-rRNA. The transcript is spliced from 3 exons.